Messenger RNA from Harmonia axyridis, 2707 nucleotides. RefSeq names its product protein ecdysoneless (gene ecd). Bases 114 to 2006 code for a protein of 630 amino acids. The transcript has 3 exons. Gene Ontology annotation, cellular component: nucleus. Lineage: Eukaryota; Metazoa; Arthropoda; Insecta; Coleoptera; Coccinellidae. The record is from RefSeq and is a predicted model, not a curated record.
UUUUAAGGUGGUCAUUAACAAUUUGAAAUUUCGUUAAACAAAGGCAUUGUUUGAAUAAUAAACCGAAAUCCAAACAAUUAGUUUUUGAGAUAUAUCUAUAAAUUAUAUACAUAAUGGACUCGAAUAUAUUGGAGAGUGUACGAGAAGACGAUUAUGUUGAAUAUUAUCUAUUUCCUGAAUGUGGGACACUUUCAGAAUGUGAGCAGGAUAGUUUUCUGUCUGAUAUUUUGGAUAAAUGUAAUAAAAUUGUUAACAAUCUGACAAAGGACCAUUUAUGGCAUAAAGAUAAGUUUAUGUUGUUACCUAGGACUGUGGCAAGUAACAAAUUGGUUAAUUCAGAUGAAAAAAAUGGAAAUUUACUUCCUCACUUGUAUGGUGUCUCACAUUUUGGGGAAAAUAUUGAAGAUGAAUGGCUGAUCGUGUACUUAAUUAAAGAAUUAACUAAGCAAAUUCCGAAACUGGUAGCUAAACUUUUUGAUGCUGAUGGAGAAUUCCUAUUAAUUGAAGCAGCUGAAUCAUUACCUUCUUGGGUCAAACCUGAGACAUCAGAAAACAGAGUAUACAUGUUUGAGGGAAAUGUUCAUUUAAUAGAAUCAGAAUCUCCAGAGGAAGAGGAAAGUAUUGAUAUUAAUGAAGCAAUAAGAAGUAUUAGGGAAGAUCCCAAAAAAACUCAAGCUAAUAAUGAAAUCCAAGAGGCAAUAUUGAAGAGAAUAAAAGGAUAUCCUGACAAAAUUAAAGAAAAUCUUCAUACAUCUAGGGUUUAUAUUCCAGUUGGUGUAGCUGCUAUUCUUAAACAUAAACCAAGUCUAAUAUCAGGUGUUGUACAUGCCUUUUGUAACAGGGAUACUAUAGAUAUGAAGACUUGUCGUGCCAUGAAAUAUUUUCCUCCAGAAAACCGUGUCUAUGCCAACGUCACAUUUCCUAAAUGUUUAUAUGCCAUGAUGAACUACUCAAAAUUCCUUCCAGAUAAAAGAACAGGGUGGAAUUUACCUCAUUCAAACAGUUCAGAAUUUAAAAGCCAUUGCAUGGGUGUCAAAAUUGCUUGUGGAUUUGAAAUUUUGGUGUCUCAGGCUAAACCUAGUCAAGAUUUAGAAACUGACAAAGCUUGGGAAAAAUAUUUAUCCUCUCUCAAGGAAAAGAAUUAUUUCAAUGAUAAUUUGGAACAUUCACGUGAAUAUGUGAAUUUGUUGACCAAAGCCAAAGAAUAUUUCAUCAAUUAUCGAGACUCGAUGUAUUAUUCUCCAUUGAUUGGCCAAGAAAUAUUAGAUUUAAUGAAAAAUUUAGAAUACAAUUUUGAAGAUUACAAAAACAUGGGAGACAACUUACCCAAGGAAGAUGACGACUCUUGGUUAAAUGUCAGUCCUGAAGAACUAGAUAAGUAUUUACAAGAAAGAUAUGGACAAAAAAAAAUUAAUCAAUUCAAUAGCAAUUCCGAUCCCAAUAAUUUCACCCAGAAAAUAUCAACUUUCCUAAACCACGUCUCAGACAUCGAUGGGGCGGAAUUCCCCAACAGUCAGUCUCCUGUGAGACCACCCAGAAGCAAAAAGACAAAGGAUAAAAAUACAGUUGCGUUCAGUGAAAACGUGAAGGAAUCAAAUAAUAAAAUUAAUUUCGAUGCAGAUGCUUUUACCUGUGCCGUUCAAAACAUCCUCAAUUUCGUUAUACCUGAAGAUGAUAAUUGGAAUUUGGAAUCGGACUCGGAAAUGAGCGACUACGAGGAAGAUAAUUUUGUCAAGGAUGAUUCCGAUAAGACUCCUAAGAAUAAAAUGCAGGAAUACAUGGAUGAAAUGGAUAGGCAACUGGCUCAAACCUCAAUAGGAGAGAGCUUUAUCAAAAAGAAUGGGGAUGACUUUGAAGACAUUGAGAGUUUCACCCCUGUAGAUAUAGAAAGGAAUGCAUUGAAAAAUAUUUUGGAAAGUUACAAGUCUCAAUUAGGGGAUGCUGGACCCUCUAGUAAUAUGUUGGGGCCCAUGGGGCUCCACCUGGACAUCUCGGACGACAAAUAAGUGUUAUAAUGUGCAAUAAUGAUACUAGUGAUAUACUCUCCACAAGUAUUUUAUUGAUACACCCAAGAGUAUACCAGAUAGGCAGUUAUUCAAUUCCAUAUAUCUCUUUUCACAUUGGAUAUAUCAAAAUAUCAAAUUGAAAUUAAGAUGUAUAUUCUUUGUGAAUCAUAUUUGUGAUAAAUGUUAAAAUGAAAAAAAUUAAUUUCAAGAAACUCUUGAAUUCGAACAAACUAUGUUGGCAACAUUGGUUAUUUAAUUUUUGAUUUUUAUGUUGAAGGUGGAAACAUAACCAAACUCAUUACAAAAUUUAAAUUUAAAAUCUUUAUUAAAAGUUAUUUAAUAUAAGAAAUAUUACAGAACUUCUGAAUAAACCCUCACAUUAAUAUAUCAUAUAUUUAUUUAUUUGCUUGAAACACAAUAUCAACGAAGAUUAUAUGCAAAAUAAAAAAAACUAAAAGUUCGGAAAUUAGCUAAUAAUAAAAGUAACAGUGAAGAUCAUUCUGAUUUAAUUUCUUUAUCAGUAAAUUGUAUUUCCAGGCAAAUAAAUACAGAUGAUAAAAUUGAAACGUCUAUAAUUUUAUAAAUGUAAUGUUCAUACAAAAUUUCCCAAAUAUUUCUUAUAUUAGCAUAGUGGGCCACAAUCGUAGGAUUUUUUAAAAAGUAAAGGAGUACCUAUUCAAAAUCUAUUACUCAUUAGUUUU